Monodelphis domestica (gray short-tailed opossum) is the source of this 9658-nucleotide messenger RNA. RefSeq lists its product as uncharacterized. Gene Ontology annotation, molecular function: DNA-binding transcription repressor activity, RNA polymerase II-specific; RNA polymerase II cis-regulatory region sequence-specific DNA binding. Gene Ontology annotation, biological process: regulation of cytokine production; regulation of immune system process; negative regulation of transcription by RNA polymerase II. NCBI's taxonomy places the organism in Eukaryota, Metazoa, Chordata, Mammalia, Didelphimorphia, Didelphidae. Gene Ontology annotation, cellular component: nucleoplasm; chromatin; transcription regulator complex. The record is from RefSeq and is a predicted model, not a curated record.
CGUCCACGGUCCCACGUUGGGAGGGGUUGAUGCAGAAUCUCUGCCCUCCCAGCUCAGCCACCGGCUACUCCCUUUGGUCCGAGGGCCCUACAACUUCCCAGAGGCCUUUCGUCCGGGGACCAUGAUCUCCCCCUCCCCCCUCAGUGUCCUGCUAAGCCCUCCGGGCCCUUUGGGCUUUAAGCCCGAAGAGAUGUACCAACCACAGCCCGGGAAAGGCUUCUUCCCGAAGCCGCUUUUGGGAUCCCCAAGCACCUUUCUAAUGCCCGGCCGGCCGGCCCUCGUGAGUGACCCCCGUCGCGGUUAGAUUCUCUUGUUGGCGAGUUUUCAGAGAACCCCAAUUCCGUACUUCGGCUUCAGCUCAUGCCCCUAACUUGGGACCUCGGUUUCCUAACGAGACUCGGGGACGGGCCGGAGUGGCCCCGAGAGCAGCCGCGCCCUCCCCCCGCCCAGGGACUCGGAGGUCUCGGCCAGAAGACCUCUCCCCAAAUAAGGGGGCAAAUCCGCCGGCUCCCUCGUCCAACGGGCCAAUGAGCGGCGUUGCUGGGUGGAACUUGGGAAAGCCGCUGGAGCUGAAGGAGUCCGAAGGAGCCGCAGCCAGAGAUCACCGCCCCUCCGGCCGAUGCGGGGAGCGCGCGUUUGGGGAACCGAGAGCGGGAAGUGCGACUGACCGGCAUGGCCGCCGCCCAAACCCCAGUGACAGGAGCCCCGCCAGGGGGGUACUUAGCGAGCGGCCCGCCGGAGCCCGUUAACUGGGAAACCAGCCAGAACUGCCCCGGCAGUCCGAGCGCCCGCGGCUUCUAGCAGGAGAGGGAGCAGGCCGGCCCCGGGCCCUUUGCUCCGAGCCCGAGGCUUUCACAGGCCCCAAACCCUGGCAGCGACAGCGCGGGAGCCCAGCGCGGCCAGGGACCGAAGGAUUUGGGGGUCGGGGGCCGGGCAAGAGGAGGGAAAGCACCGGGGCUACCAGGGUCCGCCAUACCGCCACCUCCUGGGAAAGGAGGGCUUAGCAUCUGCUCAGCGCCCUGGCUGGGCCCUCUGGGACCACAUUCAGUCUGAGAUUCCCUUCCGGGUGGACCCGCACUUGGGGGUCAUCCAGUUGUGGCAGCUCUAUGUUCAGGGGGAACCCGGAGCCUCCCCCCGCCGCACUAUUCUUGUGGCUCUUCCUUCCAGGUCCCUCCCGGAGGGCUCCGGCUUUGUGGGAGGACCCAAACCGGGACCGCCUGGGAGAAUUUGACUUCAUUUCUCUAAGUGGGUUAUUCUUAACCCAAUUUGACCAGCCUCUUGGGCCGCUCUUUCCUCUUAGACUCUGCAAGGCCCCUCCCAGAGGAACAGUUCAAGGGUUCUCAGUGACGGAGAAUCCCCCCAAGGGCCUGCUUCUUUCUCUCUUUCAAACCCUGCCCCUCCCCUAUUGAUUGUGAGAAUCAACACUGUGGAUCAGUUCCGAGGCAGAAGAGUGGCCAGGGAUAGUCCAUGGGGGUCAAGUGACUUGCCCAGGGUCACACAGCUGGGAAGUGUCUGAGGUCAGAUUUAAACCCAGGACCUCCCGUCUCUAGGCCUGGCUGGCAAUCCACUGAGCUACCCAGCUGCCCCUCCCCUCAAAUAUUUCUUGUCUGUUUGCAAUAACCAGGCAGGUCUGUGGUUUGCCAAGCCUCUGUGAAGAUUCUGAAGCUCUAGAACAUGUACAGAACACGCCUAAGUGCUAGAGCCUCUCAGCAGAAUAAGAAGAGCUUCAGCAUUUUGAAAUCGCAGCAUCCAAACCAAGAGUUAAUUAAUUUCUCCUUUAAAAGUGGCCUCCUCCCCCGGGCAGCACUGAAAUCGGGCCACCUCCCGCAGAUUCUGCUCCCCCAGGGCAAGUUCUCUGGCUGGCCUCAGCUUUGGGGACCGGGCAAAGAUUUUCCAGCCAAUCAGAAAGAAGGCAGAAGUCGGUCCCAACCAAUCACAGGGCUCUGGAGAGGGAGCAGCAGCGCUGUGAAGCUGGGACCCACCUAAGGCAGCGCAAUGAGUCUUCUGUCAUUUAUGUGCCCCAACCUUGUCCUCCUUCGAGCUACAUUUCUGACAGCGGCUGGGUGGAGGCAGCUAAUGAGAGGACCGCCCUGAAGCUGUUCCGCCAGCUCCCCUUCGCCUGGCUGCCCUCAGGGAGUCACCCCCGGGGCCUUCGAAUUGCGGAAUGCUGUAGAGAGUUCGGGACAGGAGCUGAAUGGCCUGCGUUCCCUUUGCUGGAUCACGGCUGAGGCCGAGAGCCCCGGAACGCACGCUUCAGGGCGCGGGGAUGGCGCUCCCUCCUUCUCUUCAGGGACAGUGUAAUCAGCAGCUACCCUUCGGAGCGCAGGCCCUGAAGGGGAUUCUGGAGCUACAGUGGAACCCCAAUCCAGGCAAAAUCCAGAACCCAGGUUCUUGAGCUUCUAGGAGAAGCUUCUAAAAAUGUUCCCAGUUAGCCCAGAUCACAGUCUUAGUUACAGCAUUUCGUGUCACGAGGAACAUUUCUCUGUUUUCAUUAGUCCAAAGCAGUUCCUCAAAUUGAGAUGAAAUGCAGUGGGGUUUCAGAACCCAGAACCCAGAACCCAGAACCCAGCACUCCGAGCUUUAGCCAGCCACCUCUCAUCUGCCCUAACUAUUCCCUCCCCUACCCACAGACACACGCUCUCUCUCUGUGUCUCUGUGUCUCUUUUGGUCAGUCUCUGUCUGUCUGUCUGUUUCUCUGUCUCUGUCUCUGUCUCUGUCUCUGUCUCUGUCUCUGUCUCUGUCUCUGUCUCUCUCUCUCUCUCUCUGCCUCUCUGUCUCUCUUUGUCUCUGUCUCUUUCUCUGUUUCUCUCUGUCUCUUUUGGUCAGUCUCUGUCUGUCUCUGUUUCUCUGUCUCUUUUGGUCAGUCUCUCUAUCCCUGUCCCUAUCUCUGUCUCUCCCUCCCUCCCACCCUCCAGCCAGGCUAAACUGAGGCCCCCAAUUUGAGAACAAGCUCCGGAUUAGUGGGUGGCUCAGUCUCCCAGACUCCCAGGAGAGUUCCUUGAUGAGCGAGUCCCUCACUGAGCCUUGCCUGGAAAUCCCUGGGUUCCUGCGGAUGGAUGCCAAGUGCUGAGGGCCAGGCCGGCAGGUGGCUCAGGCAGCACCAAGUUGGAAUCUCUGCUGGGGCUUCCAAAUAAGUCAGCCUCCAAAGCACAGAACCACCAAAGAAGAGGCCUUUAAUUAGGCCAGGGAAACCCGGUGGUCAGGCCACGCACAGAGGCCCAGCCUGAGGAGACUCUGAGAACACCGUGUCCAGGAAGAAGGCCAAGAAUGGAAACUUCCACCAAACCAGAGAACUUGGAGUCCUAUUUCUCCCUUUGGGACAUGUGAAAGGAAGGACCACUGAGUGGCCCUGGGUGUUAGCCUGAGGCUGAAACUUGGGAGGAGCUGAAAUCAAUGGGAGGCACUUCGGCCACCCCUAUCCAGGGUGCUGAAUGGCCUGUUGAAAGCACCGCUGGGGGCUGCCUGGAGCUUGGAAUGGAACCUGAGCUGGUGUGCCCGAGUCGGGAUCAUGAAACCUCCCGGCAUUUAAGGGAUGCCGUCUUUGCACUUUUCUCUGAGUAGGUUCCUGUUACUGUCCUUCAUUUUAAGGUGAAAUCUACCCAAUGCAGCACAAGAUCUUCAGCGGGCCCCCCCCCCCCCAAUUCUCCAUCCUCCAAGGGAGGAGUCACUUUCCAACAAUGGCUCCCCCUCCAGAAAUGGAAAAUUUUCAAAUAAACAGAGUCAGUUACAUAAUGGCUUCCGGGUUUUCCCCCAAUGGGAAGAUGAGAACCAGAAGGGGAAUAACUUAAACCAGGUUACAGGUUUGAACAGGGAAACCCAGUUGUCUGUUUCACAGGCCUGAUUGCUGGGCUGUGUGUGGGGUGGGAUGUUGGUGAGCCCCAAGGAGCACCUCCCCCCCCCCUUCCCCAGCUGAUCCUGUGUGCUGAGACCAUUUGAUGCAGGUCUGACUGCUGGGCAAGCUUGUAGCCACACCUGAGACCUGGGUGAGAGGUGAUGACAGCCUGGGAAGUGGGAAUCUGACUUUCCUUGUCUAGCAUCAGCAACUUUUAGAUGGGUCAACCCAAACUGAAGCACCCCCAGAAACACUUUCUAAGCCAUCGAGGAGAGAAUUCCCAGGUCGCUUCCUUAGAGAACUCCGGCCUUUUAACUCGGGCUCGUGAGUCCUCUGGAUAAGAGUUCACACCCGCAGAAGACCAGAACCUGAGGAGAAGAUUGAGACUCUCCUGGGUCAGGAGGAUACCGGGUGGAUGAAGGAAGAGGCUUCCCCGGUGAGGCCCGCUUUGAAGAGGUUAUCAGACUCGCCUGGAUGUCGGCACCUGAGGGAGCUUUUGUCUCAAGGAGCUGAGCUGAAUGUCUUUGAGUCGGCAGUUUCAGGGUGUUUGGCUAGGAAACAGUCCUCCUUCGCUCUUACAUUUCUCUCCUUUGCUGUAUUUCUGUCAUAUUACAUUAUUGAGCUACCGACAGACCUUUUUGGACUUAAGAAAGGUGAGAGCUUCCUGCCUUGCUCCCUCAGAGCCCAGAUCACUGCCUUCUGAAGCCCACCUCUGCAGUGCCAGGGAACCCGAGAGUGGCGAGAAUGACCCCUGGGAGCCUCAGAAGCCCACCCCAGGAGGGCCGGUCAAACAGGAAGUGAAGGGGACCUCCUCAGAGACAGGCCAUUCUGGGGAAGAAACGCGCAAGCCAAGAUCCAUGAGAGACGCUGGUCCCAGGGAGUUCACUCUGAGAGAAAAUGGCGCCAAGCAGCCGAGACUCCACCGCCGGGAGAACGCCGCGAGUAAUCUGUAUGAAAAGACUUUCCCACGCAGCUCCGGCUUUGCUCGGCGUCAGAGAAUCCACACCGGAGAGAAACUCUACGCAUGCAGUCAGUGUGGAAAGACUUUCCGAUGGAGCUCCAGCCUGGCUCAACAUCAGAGAAUCCACACUGGGGAGAAGCCUCACGAGUGUGAGCAGUGUGGGAAAGCUUACACUCAGAAGGCCAGCCUCGUUCUGCAUCAGAAAAGGCACACCGGGGAGAAGCCUCAUGAGUGUGAGCAGUGUGGCAAGGCGUUUUCCAAGAGCUCGAGCCUUGCUUUCCAUGAGAAAGUGCACAAGGGAGAGAAACCCUAUGAGUGUGGCCAGUGCGGGAAGAUUUUGAAGUGCAGCUUCAGCCUUGUUGUCCAUCAGAGAAUCCACACCGGGGAGAAACCCUACCAGUGUGGCCAGUGUGGAAAGAGCUUUCGACAGUUCUACAAGUUCGCUGAACAUCAGGGAAUCCACACGGGCGAGAAGCCUUACGAAUGCCCUCAGUGUGGAAAGACUUUCAGAAGGAGCAACAACCUCGUGAAGCAUCAGAGAAUCCACACGGGCGAAAAGCCCUAUAAAUGCCGCCACUGCGGGAAGACCUUUUCCCAGGGCUCCCAGCUCGUCUUCCACGAGAGGACUCACACCGGCGAGAAACGGUAUGAGUGCGAUGAGUGUGGAAAGGCUUUCACGUGGAACUCCAGCCUGGCCCUGCACCAGAAGAUCCACCGAGGAGAGCGGCCGUACGAGUGUACCGAAUGCGGGAAGACCUUCCGAGUCAGAGCCAUUCUGAACCUGCAUCGGAGGAUCCACACUGGGGAGAACCUCUAUGAAUGCAGCCAGUGCGGGAAGGCUUUUACCCAGAAGUCCAACCUCACUCAGCACGUGAGGACGCACAGCGGAGAGAAGCCCUUCGAGUGUGGCCAGUGUGCAAAGGCUUUCAAGUACAAGAAGAGCCUCGACCUGCACAAGUGCGUCAGACCUGUGGAGAAACGCUACGAAUGUCGCCAGUGUGGAAAGACUUUGAAAAGCAGGAAGAGUUUUGUCCUGCAUGAGAGGCUCCACACUGAAGAGAACUCUUACACGUGCGAUCAGUGUGAAAAGACGUUCCACGGCAAAAAGGCCCUCGCUUUGCACAAGAAGUUCCACGCCGUAGAGACGCGCUACGAAUGCGAUUCCUGCGCGAAGGUCUUCACCCAGAGAUGUCGCUUUGUCGUCCAUCGGAGAAUCCACACUGGAGAGAGGCCUUACGCGUGCAGUCAGUGCGGGAAGACGUACACGCAGAGGGGCCACCUGACCGUCCACCAGAGGAUCCACACUGGGGAGAAACGCUACGCAUGCCAGCAGUGUGGAAAGGCGUACACGCAGGGGAGCCACCUGACUGUCCACCUGCGAGUCCACAGCGCAGAGAAGCCUUACGAAUGCGGUCAGUGUGGCAAAGCCUUCCGGAGAAAGCAAGGACUGCAGUCCCAUCAGACGCUUCAUACCAGAUAGCUGAGAGGAGACGUUCAGACGCAGAACGGAAACCUUGCCGCGCUGUCUGAGGACUCGGCGUGGGAAGCCUUCGGCCAGAGAAGAUUCACGGGAAAGAAGCCUCCGGAAUGGGCUGCCUUCCUCUGGGAGAUGGAGGUACCUGGGAGGCUUAAAUGUUAUCUGAGUGUAACAAAGUGGGGAAAUAAGGGGGGAUGUGCGGAGCCCUCGGGGGCGGGACGACCAAAGGAGGUGCCAGGAAAGCGGCGUCUCCAGGGAAGGAAGGGACUCCCGUCACUCUCUGUCAAGCAGAGAGUGGUCUGAGGACGUUAAAAUUGGGCAGCUGAGGGGAUUGUGUGGUCUCCCCUGGCCUCCUAGAUGGGUCUGCGUUCAGCUGCCUGCGACAAUCGGGAAGCUUCUCAUUUCUGCCCCCUGAUUUUGGGGACCCAACAGUCGUGGCUAUGAGGGAUCCCCGAUGGACUUGGGCGGAACAAACAACUUUGUAAAUAGGCAGCUGCCCGGAAGAGGCCCUGCAGGCUAUCUGAAAGGUGCUCUUGCUUCAGUGAAAUGAAACCCGGCUUAUCUGACCUGUGCAGUCCAUCAGGGUGGCCUCUGCCCGGGCAGAGACCUGCCUUUGGGGGUUCCUGAACUUGGUAAGUCCUGGCUGACCCCUUCCUGUGGCCCGAUUAGUCAUUGGAAAAUGGUCUAAAGAGAACGAAAACUUUUCAAAGCCAUCCACAAGUUACCGUCUCUUCAGACUGCCCUUUUGAAGCUGGCAAGCGGUUGGCACGUAGACAAGAAGCGCAGAAGAAAAAGAAAUCUUUUUUUCCAGGCUGCAGAAACGCGUGGCAUCAUGAAGACCAAAAGGGUGAAUUUAAUGAGGGUGGCAAAGCCAAGAGGGAGCGGCAGGAAGUCACUGCACAUGCCCAAAUUUCCCUCCAAACAACCCUAAGAUGCCUCCUGCAGUCGCAUUCUGGACGGGUUGUAAGUUGACAAGAAUGAUCUGCUUAGCUAGAAAGAGGAAUGCGUUUGGGGAAGGGGAGGGAGAGCUAGAGGAGCGUGAAGGAGUUGGGGAGGAGCUUGCCCUGGAAGCGAAGAUGGAGGCUGCCCGAAUGAAUACCCAGAAGUAUCUCAAAGAGGGAAUAGCAGAUACCCCGUUCCAGCAUGGAAAUCAAUCUUAGCCUACAUGGGCGUUUGGGAGGGAAGUGGAAAUCACAAGGGCUGCUUCCUGGAAGGGGGACACAUUCACAGAGGUCGUGGUGGUAAGAGGCAAAGCCAGGGAGGGAUGACAGUAAAGAGAGGCCAAGUGGAAACAAGGUGGAGAUGGAAAGUGGCAGUUAUUGUGCCUGUCGAUGUGAAUGAGAUGGAGAGAGAGCAGAAUGGAUUUAAAACCACUCCGGUGACUUCGAUUUCUUUUUUUUUUUUAAACAUUAUUUUAUUUGGUCAUUUUCAUACAUGUGACUUCGAUUUCUAAGAAACACACAUUAGAAAUGCAGGUCUGGAACAGACAAUUACAACUCAGCUGAGACACCCCCAAAAAGAGCAAUGAGGAACUCAGCGGAAAAAAGCAAGAAUAGGUUUAAUUAAACAGAGAGUAGGGAAACGGCAUUUAUGCCAAAAGGAGCACACGCAAUGAAGUCCUAGCAAUAUUAAACAUACUUCCUAAUGAUAGAGCUUCCAAUUAUGAAAAGACAUGUUAAAUGAAUUAGAGAAGGAAAACGUUUUAAAACUAGAGCAGUCCGGCACCUCAAGCCUCUAUCAGUUGGAGAAUUCUAACCCCAAAUAAGCCAGAAAGAAGUUAAGAGUUGGACAGAAUUUUUAAAAAUAGAGCUAGGAGAGAACUCUUCAGAACAUUGAAUGGGACUCUAAAGGAGUAUCUCUUUUCUUAGGGAUACACGACACCUUCACUAAAAUCAGCUCUAGGUGAGGGCAUAAAAACCACAACUGGGUGCCAAAAUAGCAAAUCCAUCCUUUUCAGGAGAGAGAUCUUAUCUCAGGCUACCAUAUCACACCUCACUGUCAAAAUAACCUUCCGGAGGUCCUGGAACGCUACCUUUCAGAAACCUCUAGUGGCUUCUUUGUUCUUAGAGGCCACCAGAACAUCCUUAUCAUGGCAUUUGGAGCUUUCCAAGGCCUGUCUCCAAACUUCCUUUCCAGUCUAGUUGUCAGGAAGUAUUUAUUAAGUGCCCACCUACGAGGGGCCAGGCAAUGAGGUAAAUACUGGGUAUAUUAAGAGGCAAGGCCCAAAGUUCCUGGUCUCCAGGAAUUUCUUUAGUCAAGGAGAGAGCUGUGCACACACCAUGUGAGCAGAAGAAGCAGAGAUGAUCUCGGGGAAAGAAAGCACUGCCAUUGGGACAGGGUAUGUGGAAAGGCUUCUUGGAAAAAGGAGAGUUAGAGUUGCCAGUUGUAGGAAGCUCUUCAGGAGGAGGGGAUGAACCCCCCAGGCUGAUAACUAUGGAGAUCAGUCCCUACAAUUGCCCCCUUUUCCUGUGAUCAUUUCAAGAUGAGUGUGUUGGCUUUGACAUGAUGAUAACUAGCAUCCUUGUUUUCAGACUACUUGUGGCCUUUGGGUCUCUGUAACAUGAAGGUGCUUCUUUGGUUUUCCUCUUUUGGAGGCUGGGAUGCAUUUUUCUCAAACGGUUGCUGAUCAUUUGUUCUUUUUGUACAACCAGCUGUUCUUCCCAUUCCCUAAUUUAUCUGCUGGGAAAUGUGCUUCACUCUUGGAAAUUUGGUGAGUGCGUUUCUCACGGAUGCUCAAUGCCAUCGUAUUAUUGGAAAUGUUUACUACAUAGACGAGUUCCUGGUUUCUUAUUCUUGACUGCAUUGCUCUGGCUUACAUUAAAGGGUUAAAAAAUUGUGUAUCUUAUGCUUUGCUUCAACUCACGCCUUUAUUUCCUUUGACUGAACAAGCUGUCUACGAUUGUAAUGGAUACCCUGCUGCUCUCGGGAAUGAAAAACCUGGGAAGACUUGCAUGAACUAAUGCAAAGUGAGGUGAGCAGAACCAGAAGCCUGGUGCACAGUAACAGCUGUAUUCUAUGAUGAACAGUGGAGGGAUCCAGCUCUUCUCAGCUAUUCAGUGAUCCCAAGGACUCAGGAUGAAAAAUGCCAUGCCCCUGCAGAGAAAGAACUGCUGGGUCUGAAUGCGGAUCAGAACAUCCAUUGCAUUGCACUUCUUUGGCUCUCUGGAUCUCUUCCCCCAAAUGACUAAUACGGAAAAAUUGUUUCACGUGAUUGUAGAUGAAAAAUGUAUGUCUAAUUCCUUACAGUCUCAGGGAACAGGGAAGAGAGAAAAGGGAGGAGUGAGGAAAAGAAGUUGGAACUCAAAUUGCUUUUGAAAAAUGAAUGUUAAUUAUUUUUACACAUAAUGUGUGGGAGGAAUUAAAUAUUAUAAAAAUGAUUUCAUCUCUA